Molecule: messenger RNA, 6050 nt
Organism: Cricetulus griseus (Chinese hamster)
Lineage: Eukaryota; Metazoa; Chordata; Mammalia; Rodentia; Cricetidae
Source: RefSeq, a predicted model, not a curated record
CUGAAGAAGCCAGAAGAAGGUGUCAGGUCUCCUAGAACUAGAGUUAUGGACAUGUGGAUGCUAGGCAUGGAACCUGGGUCUUAUGCAUGAAGCUUUCAAUGGUUGAGCUGUCUGCAAUUCCAGCUUCUUAGAUUUCCAAGACCAAGCUAAUCGAUUUUUUUCCCUCAUUCCUUUGGGACUUUGCUGUGAUGAAUCUCUAGUUGGUUAUAUAUGUAGGGAACAGAUCAUUCUCCGCCACUUGUUAUCUUUGGCUUCAGUUCUCCUUGUCCAUUUACUCCUGCUCAGAGCCCCCCUCUUAGGGAUGUUUGGCUAUCUUUCUUUCUUUUUUUGUUUUUGUCUUGUUCAUAGAUUGACCUUGGUGACAGAGGCAACUUCCUAGGAGCUGCUAAGAUGGGCAUGAGAAUCAAACUGCAAAGCACCAACCACCCCAACAACCUGCUGAAGGAACUCAACAAGUGCCGGCUGUCAGAGACCAUGUGCGAUGUCACUAUUGUGGUGGGGAGCCGCUCCUUUCCCGCCCACAAGGCCGUGUUGGCCUGCGCAGCUGGUUACUUCCAGAACCUCUUCUUGAAUACUGGGCUUGAUGCCGCCCGGACCUAUGUGGUGGACUUCAUUACGCCUGCCAACUUUGAGAAGAUUCUGAGCUUUGUCUACACCUCAGAGCUUUUCACAGACCUGAUCAACGUUGGUGUCAUCUAUGAGGUCGCUGAGCGCCUGGGUAUGGAGGACCUACUUCAGGCCUGCCACUCUACAUUUCCUGACCUAGAGAGCACCGCAGUAGCUAAGUCCUUGACCAGUGAUAGCCAGUCUGGUACUCUGAGAUGUCCUUCCGUGGAUCCCACUCACUCCCUUGGGGAGCUCCGGGGGAGUGGGGAACAUUUUGGUCCUGAGAGAAAUUAUGUGUUGCCUACUGAUGUUGGCGGGAACUAUAAAGAGGAAGAGAGGAAUGUUACCAGCGACACUAACCACAGCUUGCCCCUGCCACCAAAGACAGAAGACCACGAUGCCCCUGUUCCAUUCACGUCUGUUCCUAGUAUGGUGACCCAGUCAGUCCUGGGCAAUGUCAACGCAGGCAUCCAGACGGGCACGAGUUCUUGCCAGCCAUACAAAAUUCAAAGUAAUGGAGACUUCAGUAAAAACUUCUUCACCCCCGACAGUGCCAUGGACAUUACAACCGGGACCAAUUCCUGUUUAAGCAAUAGUGACCACUCCAAAGAUCCAGGCUUUGGGCAGGUGGAUGAGCUUCAGCUGGAGGACCUGGGGGACGAUGAUUUGCAGUUCGAGGACCCGGCUGAAGAGAUUGGGACAGCUGAGGAGGUGAUCGAACUGAGCGAUGACAGUGAGGACGACCUGGCUUUUGGUGAGACUGACAACCGGGAGAAUAAGGCCAUGCCCUGCCAGGUGUGCAAGAAAGUUCUAGAGCCCAACAUUCAGCUGAUACGGCAGCAUGCUCGGGACCAUGUGGACCUGCUCACAGGCAACUGCAAGGUCUGCGAGACCCACUUCCAGGACCGAAACUCCCGGGUGACCCAUGUCCUGUCCCACAUUGGUAUCUUUCUGUUUUCCUGUGACAUGUGUGAGACGAAGUUCUUUACCCAAUGGCAGCUAGCCCUGCACCGACGGGAUGGGAUAUUUGAAAACAACAUCAUUGUCCACCCUCAUGAGCCCCUGUCUGGGAAACUGGGUCUCUUCUCAGGGGCAGCCUCCCCCGAGUUAAAGUGUGCUGUCUGUGGGAAAGCAUUGGCCAAAGAUUUCCAUGUGGUCCGAGGCCACAUCCUUGACCAUCUGAACUUGAAGGGCCAGGCCUGCAGCAUCUGUGACCAGCGCCACCUCAACCUGUGUAGCCUCAUGUGGCACACACUCUCUCAUCUGGGCAUCUCGGUUUUCUCCUGUUCCGUCUGUGCCAGUAGCUUUGUGGACUGGCACCUUCUAGAGAAGCACAUGGCUGUGCACCAAAGCCUGGAGGACACCCUGUUCCGCUGCCAUUUAUGCAGCCAGAGCUUCAGGUCUGAGGCUGCCUACCGCUACCACGUGAGUCAACACAAAUGCAACAGUGGCCUCGAUGCGCGGCCUGGUCUGGGUCUACAACACUUAGCCCUCCAGAAACGGAAGCUGCCGGCAGAGGAGUUUCUGAGUGAGGAACUGGCUUUGCAAGGCCAACCUGGGAACAGCAAGUAUAGCUGCAAGGUCUGUGGCAAAAGGUUUGCCCACACAAGUGAGUUCAACUACCACCGGCGGAUCCACACCGGUGAGAAACCUUACCAGUGUAAGGUAUGUCACAAAUUCUUCCGAGGUCGCUCGACCAUCAAGUGCCACCUCAAGACACACUCCGGGGCACUCAUGUACCGCUGUACAGUCUGUGGCCACUACAGCUCCACGCUUAACCUCAUGAGCAAACAUGUUGGUGUGCACAAAGGCAGCCUCCCACCCGACUUCACCAUCGAGCAGACCUUCAUGUACAUUAUCCAUUCCAAAGAGACCGAAAAGAACCCGGACAGCUGACGGGGUCUCCGCAGAGGGAGCUCCCAGGGGGCAGCCAGGAUACUGAUUUUCUAAAGGCUGUUGGUCUUUCCCCAGCUGAUGCUACAGUUUUGCCUUGCUAGGAAUUCUAUUCUGUGUUGUGUUGAAAGAAGAAAUAGCACAUAAGCUGUUACUGUUUUUGAGAGGCAACAGCCCUGUUACAUUUACCUCCAUACCUACUCUUGCCCAAGGAGGGCUGCAUUCUUGAUUCUUUUGGGGCUGGUUUUUAGGAUCUAGUCAAGUGGCCCUGUCAGCUAGGUCCCCUUUGCCAGUUUCUCUAGUUUUAGUUUACUGAUAGUUUUUAUGCUGCUAAGAAUCCGGCCAAUAGCCUCACUGGAUGGAAGAGGCGGAGAGAGGUUUUUCACUGUGGGUGUGACUGUCCGACCUCUGGCUGGGCAACAGCUAUGAGAAGGUUUGGGGAAAUGUGGUUGUUCAGAAGGGACUGGCAGCAGGGCAGUUCAUCUGGGGUUCCCAUUCCCUCCUCAGCAGGGACAAGGUGUCAGGACCGAGGGCAGCUCGAAUCUCCUGAUUGGACACUGAAAAUCUCUUGGCAGCUAGAUCCAAACUGAGGACCAAGCUUUCUGUUUAGGUUGGAAAGCUUGGGUGUCCCAUGGUGCCGCCCGAUGGGGAGCCUGGAUGGAUGGAAGAAGAUACUCCUCUUUUUCCUCAUUUCCAAAGAAACAUGAUGAUUUUUUUUGUUUUGUUUUAAGAGUAUGUCCCUGGAUGUCAAGCCUCUCUCACGAGCAGAGAGGACAGAGAGCCACUCCGAUGUAGUCAUCUGCCACUUGGCCGCCCCCUUAACCGUUUGUGGUCUCCUGGGCAGGAAGAGACCCCUCUGACAGCAGCAGUCUUGCCUUAAUUCACAUCGAGUCUCCCACUCAGGAUGGUUCGACCUACAGCGUGAAUGAGAAGACCCUGUGAGAUGGUGGAGCCCAAGUGACUGGUGGGCUAUAGCAGGGUGUGGCUGUCCCACUCUGGUCCCUUGUUUGCUUGGUGGUAACAGUCUGGUAGCUAUGAUUGCAUCACCUCCAGGUGGCACUCUUGGAUGGUAGCUGGCUUAGGCCUUCCAAAUGUGGCUAUUUGGCUCCUUUCUUAGUCUUUGAAGGGGCCUUGCCCAAAAACGGCUGGAGGAGAGGACCCUUGAUCUUGCAUACUUAGAAGAUGGCACUUCAGUAGCUCAUACUACCUCACCCUGCUCAGGUGAGCUCUGAGAGUCCCUAAUUUUGGGCCCAGCCGCUGACGCUGCCCCCUGGUGGGACUCAGCAGCACCCUGGGCUGUUCCAUAAGCAAGUGGUUUUUAAUUAACUCACAAAGCCUUUUUAGACAUUAGUAUUUAUUUAUUUUUUUGUUUUGUAUACAUAUUACCCAGUAUCUCUUUUCAAUAAGUGACUUUAGGAAAAUUAGUUUCUCUCAAGCAAGGAGUCAUAUUCCACCACAUGGGUAUGCUGUGGAUUUGGAGAACAGGGGUGUAACUAUGAGAGAAUGUUCCAGGCCUUUUAAACAGCACAUUUUUGUUUCUCCAGGUAUUUUUUCUAGCAGAACAAAUCUAGAUCAAGUCACAUGAAGGUUUUUGCACAGUUUUUUUUAUCCUUCCAGCUUAGGGAGCCUCCUGUCCACAUAUGUUAAGACACAGAGGUAAACCAAAGCUGUAUCCUUGUUGGGCCAGCUGCCUCUUUCCCCAGUCUUGAACUGAGAAAGCCUGUGAGUAAAUGCUCAGGGCAUUUUGGUGAGCUCAAAUGAUGAGACCGAGACAGUGGCCAGUCAAAGGCCGCCUUUUGCUAUCUAAACUUCUGACAUUUUUAUCAGGAAAUCAUUGCUGUGACUUCCCAUUUUUUUACACUGGGGAUGUGUAACAAGCUACAAUUAUGUAUCUGCUGAGUUUUCCAAGACUGCUGGUGAGGAGUGAGUAUGGAUGGCUGAUUUGAGAGGGGUGGUACUUGAUCUCAGCCAGGUUGCUGAGAGUGCUUUGAGAGACCCUUUUCCUUAGCAUAUGGAAUCAUAGAUGCUGGGUGGUCUGUCUGCUUAACCUGAAACUGUGAAGUUUUCCCUUUUUGCCAUAAACCAAAAAGCAGAUCUUUGACAUUUUGCCCUUUAAACACUAAAAACCGUACCCUCUGAUCCCUUGAGGUUAGGUGAUCAGGGAGGUCCAAUUGGUCCCAGUCAGACAUGUAGCACGUGGAGUCAGAGGCUCAUGAGGCUCAUUGUCCAAACCACGCUUCUGUGGGUAGCCCCACAUUCAUACCUGUCUCCCCUUCUGUGUGAAGUUGUGUUUGCUUUCCCCAGAGCUAGUUCAUCCCUCUCUUGAGUUGAUUUACUUGAAACAUUACAUGGUAGUGAAGGGUACUCAAGGCUACCUGGUGGAAGGUGAUAAUUGUAUUUUGCAUUUUUAGUUUUUAACUUAACACCUGUUUGAUUUCACUUUCUCCUCCCUUUUGAAUUCCAGUUUAGCACUAGCCCCUGCUGUAUCGCUUUAGAGUUCUCUUUGAUCCUUGAAUGUUCCAUCUUUGCCUGUCACGUCCCUCCCCUCCCCCGCCCCUUUUUGGUCUGUACUCAGGACCAGCUGCACAGUUUUCAGAACUCUCUUGUCCAGCAAUUGCAGUCCUAGCUUGUUUCCUAAGGGAGGUUGUAGUGCUGGUGUGGCAUGCUGGCACACACAGCGUGGACUGCUUAUGGCCCGAGAACAGGAUGUGUCCUUGUGUGCCAGUGACCCCUGAUGGCUCAGAGAUGACACACACUGCUGGAAGCUCUACUGAGUGAACCCCAGUAUUCGGUUCUAUGUUUUAAGAUUCUGUGGAGUCCUGCAGUUCAUGUUAGUCAGGAAGAAAAGGGGUGGUAUUGGUGUGGGUUAGGUAGCCCUAAGGACCAAGAAAUAGGAAAGAAUUACAUUUUAUUUUAUGGUGACAUAUUCACAGCCCCUUGUCUACAGGGCAAGCCUGUAUGCUUCAGUACUUUUUCACCCAGGCGGGAUUUUGCUACUGACUGGCUUCCUUCUCUGGCUUCCUGCUGUGCCGUGUCCACCAGAUCCUAGACUACUCCACUUGCAAAGUUAAUUUAAAUCCCUUUAUGGAUGGACACAGAGACUGCUGGCAUGGGAGGGGGCCCUACGAAUUGGUCUCUGCCUAUCCAGGAGCACCCACGUCCUCUCCCCUAAAUCUUGCAGCAAGUGAGUCAGAAAGUGCACAACAUUCAUUUCAGCGUGAUUAUCAUAAUCCGUGUCAGAACGAAAAUGACACUUGUGAUGAUGUUUUGACACCUUCCCAAUGUCUGUCCCCACCCUCCCCCACCUGGAGUAGCUCAAGUCUCUUUUGAAGCAGAGAAGCUGCUGCUGUCUAACUCCUUCCAUUAAAUUAAGAAGUACUGACCUCCUAAUAUUUAAGUGUUUACUAUCUGCUGUAAAGUUUUGUAUAUUUUGUAAACCUUUCCUCCCAAAUAGUAGACGUCUAAAAUCGUACAUCUGAUUCUUUUAUAUCCCAUUGUUCAGCACAAAGUGUGGUUUUUAUUUAGAAUAAAAAAGAAAAAAGAAAUUUGAA